Molecule: messenger RNA, 1254 nt
Organism: Vitis vinifera (wine grape)
Lineage: Eukaryota; Viridiplantae; Streptophyta; Magnoliopsida; Vitales; Vitaceae
Product: protein ACCELERATED CELL DEATH 6-like
Exons: 3
Coding region: 1-1254 (417 amino acids)
Cellular component (GO): plasma membrane
Molecular function (GO): protein phosphatase regulator activity; protein phosphatase 1 binding
Source: RefSeq, a predicted model, not a curated record
AUGGUCACAGAAACAGACAUAUUUACGUGGACUCCCCUUCAUUAUGCUGCACAAUUGGGACAUCUUGAAGCGACUAGGAAAUUGCUGGAAUGUGAUAAAUCAGUUGCUUACUUGUGGGAUAAAGAAGAUAGUUCUGCUCUUCACAUAGCAGCUAAAAAAGGCUACCCUGAUAUGAUGGCAGAGAUCAUCAAACGCUGUCCAUGUUCUAAUAAUUUGGUUGACAAUAAAGGUCGGACCAUUCUUCACGUUGCAGCCCAAUGUGGGAAGUCUAUAGUGAUGAAGUAUACUCUAAAAGAACCAAGAUGGGAAAGCCUAAUAAAUGAGUCAGAUAAUCAAGGCAACACGGCUUUGCAUCUAGCUGCUAUGCACGGACAGUACAACAGCGUCCGGAUUUUGGCUGGAGAUCGUAGAGUGGAUAAGAAGGCAUCAAACAAGAAAUAUUGGAAGGCUAUCGACAUUGUCCAAUCAAAUAUGGAUCUGGGAGAAAUGAAAAAGUCUUUGAUCAUGAGGAAGUUGGAGAAUGGCGGUGCUCAACAAAGUCUCGAGCGGCUGAUCGUUAGCGAGAACACAGGCAGAACAAUCAAUGACAAUGAAGGCAUAAAUGAGUUAGAGCUUAGAGAGGACAGAGAGAGAACAUCACUUCAUGCAAGUGAAUCGCUUCGUGACAGGAAUAAUGAAGUUGUAAAGAAGAAACAGAUCACAUCUAAGUAUUUGAAGGAUGUAUCAAACUCCCAUCUACUGGUGGCAACCCUCAUAGCAACAGUAACUUUUGCAGCUGGUUUCUCUCUACCUGGUGGGUACAAUGAAGAAAACCCAAACAAGGGUAAGUCAGUUUUAUCAACAAAGGCAGCUUUCAAAGUCUUUGUGAUAACAGAUGCUAUGGCUUUCUAUUGCUCAACUGCAGCUGUGUUUCUCCACUUUUUUGCUUCACUGGAACAAAACUAUCAUUUGCUUCCACGUUUCACAAAAUUUUCCGCCCUACUCACUUACAUCUCUCUACUGGGAAUGGUGAUAGCAUUUACUUCAGGCAUUUAUGUGAUGCUACCUGAUUCCUCCCCGACUCCAACAACUUCAAUUAAUUUUAUGGCUGAAGCUGCUGCACCAGCACAGGCCCAAACUGGUGGAUCUACUGACCCAGGCUAUAAUUCUUAUGCAGCUCAUGGUUCGAUGUAUGCAUCUCCUGCAUCCAACCCAGCACAUGCAAGCCACACUGGAGGCUAUGGCCCGGUGAAUGGAGCAAACUACGGUUAUUAA